Molecule: messenger RNA, 966 nt
Organism: Canariomyces notabilis
Lineage: Eukaryota; Fungi; Ascomycota; Sordariomycetes; Sordariales; Chaetomiaceae
Exons: 2
Coding region: 1-966 (321 amino acids)
Molecular function (GO): transferase activity
Source: RefSeq, a predicted model, not a curated record
AUGGCCGCUGCUGUAGCUGUUCCCCUCUCUGCCAUCAACGACGAGCAUGGCGGCGUCCUGCCCCCGAGUGCCAUGGUCCAGCACUCGCCCCGCCAUGGCCGGAGCCGGGGGAUGAGCUUCAAGGGCAAGGCAGGUAGGGGACGCCGUUACAGCGUGGUCGAGGACCGGGACGUGACCAUCUCCAAGGCACUUGUCUUUGUCGUCAAACGGGCUGUCCAGAAAGAUGAGGUUGAGGAGGGAGAUGACGGGGAGUAUGUCGUGGCAGAUGCAGAGGGCUGGGUACUCGUUGCAGACGUGUUGGCGCACUCGAGGAUCUCCCCCUUGGGCGUCACACUCGAGGACGUCCAGCGAAUCAUAGCAAGCGCCACCAAACCGCGGCUCGAUCUGCGCCCGAGGCCCGGCGCAGAGGAGAACUCGGACCCCGCGUCCUGGCAGAUCAGCAGUCUUGCCAACCGGGACACCGUCGCCGCCCCCGUACCGGUGGGCGACAGGCUCACCGCAGACAUCGAGGGACUACCGGAAUUCGUGGUCUACGAGACCUCGUAUCAGCGGUACCCGCUCCUGCUGGCCUCGGCCGCAAUCACCCGCGCGCCGGGCGGCAGCGAGUAUCUCUCGUUCCGGCCCGUGACUGUGGGAGACGACGGCGCUAACGAGACUCGCGGAGAUGCUGCCGAGGUCAGCGUGUGGAUCCACCUGCGCUCGGCUCUGCAGGCGGAGCCGGCGCUGGUCUGGCACCGCGCCGAUAAUGGCAUGAUUAUUACUGCGGGUGAGGUUCCGAGGAGUUUGUGGAAGAAGGCGGUGGCGCGUCGACCCGACGUUGGGGUCUUGUUUGAGGAUGGGGAGGUCCGCAAGGAAGUGCCUGGUAAUCUGCGCGGGAAGGGGGCAAAGGGGAAGGGUCGCAAGGGCAAGAUGGCGCUGCAACGUGCAGGGAGCGGUGAUGAUUCAGGCAGCGCCAGUGAGGAAUGA